AUGCGACGCCAAUACAACGCGCUGCAGUGCUAUCUUACUGCAACGAUUAGCGCGAUCUUCCUUCUUUUCGCACUCGCUUACGACUCAGCCGCCUAUGCUGAUGCCUACAAGGGUCCGGAUACAGAAAACAUUUUGAACAUCCGAGGGGCAGUUAUCAAGGACGGGACAGGACUCACACUUGCGCUGGACUCAUUCAGUGGGCUAGAAUUUCGCGACAGUGUUGACGGAGAUGACGAGUCAAACGGGCUGGAUCUCGUGCCUAGAUAUCCUAAUUCCGCGAAAGCAUUGGGCAACAAUCAGUUUGCGGAGCCGAGCGCGCUCGAAAUCGGCGGUGUCCACUGGUUCUACCUGCCCAAAACAGUGGUGAACGGUAAACACGGCACCGCAGGCAGCGGUCUUCCUGCAUACGUAAAUGCUGCGGGGGAAGAUGACGAUGACCUAAACAAUGAGCUACGGAAACGAGACAGGGAUUUGUCGAAGCGAGCAACGACAACAGUCUACUUGUCGCUCACGACCUGCCAGAAACCAUACACCAACAAAACCAACUCACCAGGCGGAUUCCCGCAGCUGCAACUGUAUGUGUCGAAUUCAGAGAAACUGCAGCAGCCAGGACCGGGAAAAGAUGACUCGCUGCAGGAUAUACACACUGCCAUUGGCGGCUAUGUGGGAAUCACCGUAGACACGGACAGCGACGUCUACAUCGGCGUCGCAGCGCCUAAUUCAACCGAAUACACAGGAAGUUAUACGUACCAGAUCGCAGCAUCCAUCGAUGCCCUUUUCCACAAUAUUGUGGACGAUACACCAAAUCUGUUCUUCAUCGACGCGGACGUGUCGGCCGCGCUGCUGGUGACGAACAACCUGACCCAGUCCGCGAAAAAUUCCACAAACUACAAGCAGUGGAUGGACCUCGUUCCUCCGUAUACCAUGUUUGCUCACAACAUCAAUGAUACAGUACUACAGGGCUUGGAGAAAUCGUUCUGCGCCCUAGAUGCGCUUUCGCAGGUGGGCCGAAUAAGUAGCUCAACCGAGGUUGGCAUGACGAAUCGUGGACUUGGAAAUAAGCCCAAAGAACAAUUUUACAUUACUGGACUGAACCAGAGUUCAUCGUACAGCGGUCUUCUGGCAAUGGUGGGCAAUUCAACUGCGUCCGGGAAUGGCAUCAUCGGCGGCGGUGGCACGGUAUGGCAGCCAAUGAAUUUCACGACUAAAACAGACAACAACUGCGCCGUGCUAUUCAAUCUGAGUUUCUGCUCGGAAGUCGCAUAUGCAGUCCCCUCAAACCCUAAACUAAACGUGGACAAGCUCCGCACAAUCUAUGACGACUACGCCGCGGCCUUCUACCAAAAUUUCACCUAUUCCCUCCAACAAGUUCAAUGCAAAACAAACGAAGAAUCAAUGUUCUCCCUCGCCGUCGACUGCGACGACUGCGCAAAAGCCUACAAACAAUGGCUCUGCGGCGUCACAAUCCCCCGCUGUGCCGACUUCAGUAACAACGCCGGCUACCUGGCCGUCCGUAACGCCGGCCAGUCUUUUAUCAAUGGCUCUUCCCUGCCGAAUGAUAGUCCGUACCGUCAAUCGGUGGCGUCGAAUACAUCCCGUAAUUCUAUCAUCGAUGAGCAGAUCAUGCCGGGUCCCUACAAGGAGAUCCUGCCCUGUCAGGAUAUCUGUCAUACCCUAGUUAAGGAUUGUCCGUCGGCACUUGGCUUCGGGUGUCCUCAAGGUGCCUGGAUGAAUUCCUCCUAUGGCUAUCGGAAUUCAGAUGGUAUUAUCACUUGCUCUUAUCUUGGGGCUGUGUAUUAUUUGAGCCUUGGGAUGAGGCUGGGUCCUUGGGGCUGGGUGUUUAGUUUGGUGGUUAUGGGGGUUCUGUAUCUGCUGUAG
This is a messenger RNA of Penicillium digitatum Pd1, 1878 nucleotides long. RefSeq names its product MID1 family protein. The record is from RefSeq and is a predicted model, not a curated record. Lineage: Eukaryota; Fungi; Ascomycota; Eurotiomycetes; Eurotiales; Aspergillaceae. Gene Ontology annotation, biological process: calcium ion import across plasma membrane. Gene Ontology annotation, molecular function: calcium channel activity.